GUUGCACCGUGCACAAUGUGCUUCCGGCUCCUUUCCACACGUGAACAGUGAAAACAAGCCACCGCCGGAGCCGCAGCUGAACCCGAGCUCUUGGCCAAAAUGGAUGGGAAGGUAAAGAAACAGAGGAAGCACCAGCAAAAACAUAGUGGACCAAAGGCAGAGAAAAAGAAGCUGAGGAAGCAGGGCCCAUCCACCGAGGAAGAUGAGCGCAGGCGUAACCCUAAGGCCUUUAGUGUGCAGUCGGCUGUACGCAUGGCCAAGACUUUUCACAGGGCCCAGGACAUAAAGGCUAAGAAACACCACAUACCUUUAGUAGACCGUACUCCACUUGAGCCCCCUCCUGUGGUCAUAGUGGUGAUGGGACCCCCCAAAGUGGGCAAAACCACAUUGAUUCGCUGUCUGAUCAAGAACUUCACCAGGCAAAAGCUAGCAGACAUCUGUGGGCCUGUGACUAUUGUUUCAGGGAAGAAGCGUCGGCUCACUUUCAUUGAAUGCACCAAUGACAUCAACACCAUGAUUGAUCUGGCUAAAGUUGCUGACCUAGUAUUGAUGCUAAUUGAUGCCAGCUUUGGUUUUGAGAUGGAGACUUUUGAGUUCCUAAACAUCUGUCAGGUUCAUGGCUUUCCUCGCAUUAUGGGAGUGCUCACUCACCUGGAUGCCUUCAAGAACAACAAAACUCUGCGCAAAACCAAAAAGAACCUUAAGCACCGCUUCUGGACUGAAGUCUACCAAGGUGCCAAGCUGUUUUACCUGUCGGGUAUGGUGUAUGGGGAGUACCAGACACAGGAGGUGAAGAAUCUUGGUCGCUUCAUCUCGGUGAUGAAGUUUCGUCCUCUGGUGUGGCAGACGUCCCAUCCAUAUGUUUUAGUGGAUCGCAUGGAGGAUCUAACUGACCCUGAGAAGGUCAGGACUGAACCCAAGUGUGACCGGACCGUUUCUCUCUAUGGCUACCUGCGAGGGACAUAUCUGAAGAACAAAAGCCACAUUCAUAUUGCUGGAGUGGGGGAUUACCAGGUGUCAGAAGUGAACUUUCUUCCAGACCCUUGCUCUCUGCCAGACACUCAAAAGAAGAGGGCUCUGAACGAGAAAGAGCGCCUGCUGUAUGCCCCCAUGGCAGGAGUUGGGGGAGUGGUCUAUGACAAAGAUGCAGUUUAUGUGGACCUGCCCGCAAGUCACGUCAAGCAACAACAGGAGGAGGUGCGUCCUACUACAGAGCUUGUCCAGUCUCUUCUCGACACUCAUGCUACGUUAGAUGCUAAGAUGGCUGCCAGUAAGGUGUCUCUGUUCAGUGGUUCGGCUACUCUCAACUCUGACGAAUUAGUGGAACAUGAGCGGCUACAAGAGGAGACUGUGUGGGACCAACAGAAUGGCCGCAGCAGGAGGAAAGUGGUCUUCAAUGACAGCCAGGACCAAGCCAGCGGCUCCAGUGAGGAGGAGGAUGAAGAGGAAGAUAAAGAACAGGAUGAAGAACAAGAUGAGGAUGAUGACCACUUAAACAGGUUUCUGAGACAGACUCGAGAGGGGAGCGGGCCCCCUCACAAGAAACAGAAGGUGGAGCAGCCUCCGUCAGAGCUCCCAGUAUUCGCCGACAGUGAGGACGAAUUGGAGAAGAGUGAGGAGGACUCUGAGAAGGACUCUGAGGAAGACUCUGAGGAAGAGGAGGACCCGGGUGAAGAGGGAGACUCUGAGGAAGAGGAGGACCCGGAUGAAGAGGAAGACUCUGAGGAGGAAGACAAGGAAGAGGGCUCUGAAGAGGAGGGGUCAGAAGAGGAGCAAGGGGCCCUAUGCUGGAAAGAGAGUCUGCAGCAGAAAGCAUCAGAAGCUUUUCUACGUCAACAAGAAGCUGCCCCUAAUCUGCGCAAACUGGUGUAUGGCACAGUGGUGGAAGCUGCUGGGGUGCAGAAUGAGAAUGAGGAGGAUGAGGAGCUGGGUGGAUUGUUCAGAGUCAGUCGUCCUCAGAACAAUAAGAGACUCCAGGCCGAUGCUCUGGACUGCUCUCGCUUCCAUCCCAACGGUACUCACGACUGGGAUUCACAAGAGGUACUGGACUCAAUCAGGGACUGCUUUGUGACCGGAAAAUGGGAGCACAGUGAGGAUGCCGCCACUCUGCUCAAAGAGGAUGAUGAGUUGUACGGGGACUUUGAGGAUUUGGAAACUGGAGAGGUCCAUAAAAAACAGAAUGUAGAAGAUCAGGAACAGAUGGAGAGUAAUAGUGAAGCAGAAAACGAGGAGCAGCUGCUGGUGCAGACUGAUGAAGAGGAGCAGAGGAAGAAACGUCUGGAGAAGAAGCGUCGAUUAAAGGAGCGUUUCGACUCAGAGUACGAUGAUGGAGAAGCCACAUACUUGGACGACUUGAAAGAGGAGAUGCAAAAACAGGCUGAGCUCAACCGGGCUGAGUUUGAGACGAUGGAUGAUGAGACCAGAGUGCAGUAUGAAGGCUUUAGACCGGGCAUGUACGUGCGACUGGAAAUCUCCUCUCUGCCCUGUGAAUUUGUGACCAACUUUGACCCGCACUAUGCCAUCAUUCUUGGUGGGCUUAGCUCCAGUGAAGGCAAUGUGGGAUACCUACAGAUGCGCUUAAAGAAGCAUCGCUGGUAUGAUCGUAUCUUGAAGACUCGGGACCCUCUGAUUCUGUCCCUGGGCUGGCGGCGCUUCCAGACCAUCCCCCUGUACCACAUCGAGGACCACAACGGGCGUCACCGCCUGCUCAAGUACACUCCACAGCACAUGCACUGUGGGGCCUCCAUCUGGGGACCAGUCACUCCACAGGGAACUGGCUUCCUCGCUCUACAGUCUGUGGCUGGAACAAAGGCUAAUUUCCGUAUUGCAGCCACAGGAGUCAUUUUAGAUGUGGACAAGUCUGUAACCAUAGUGAAGAAGCUCAAACUCCUGGGUUACCCCUACAAGAUUUUCAAAAACACCUGUUUCGUUAAGGGCAUGUUCAACACUGUGCUUGAAGUGGCCAAGUUUGAAGGGGCCUCCAUUCGAAGUGUCUCAGGAGUCAGAGGUCAGAUCAAAAAGGCCCUGUCCACUCCCCCAGGAGCCUUUAGGGCCACCUUUGAGGACCGUCUUCUAAUGAGUGACAUAGUGUUCCUGCGCUCCUGGUACCCGGUGACUGUCCCUCAGUUGUACAACGCUGUCACAAAUCUGCUGCUGCCUGUGGGACAAAAGGAUAGCUGGGCAGGCAUGAGGACCCUGGGUCAGCUCAAACAUGACCUUGGCAUCCGCAACAAGCCCAAUACAGACUCUCUGUACAAGCCUGUUUUGCGUGCGCCGAGACUCUUCAACAAGCUGCACAUCCCGAAAGAGCUCCAGAAAGCCCUUCCCUUCAAGAGCAAGCCCAAACAGCAGGUACCCAAAGGAAAGACCCCCAGAGACCUCCAGAGGCCAGGUGUGAUCCGGGAACCGCAUGAGAGGAAGGUGAUGGCCCUCCUCCAGGCACUGGGGACAAUUCAUAACUACAAAACUAAGAAGGCCAAAACAGUGAAACACGCCAAGCACAAAGAGUUCCUUCAGCAGAAAAACCAGCAGGAGGAGGCUAAAUCUAAACGGCAACGGGAGCUGCGCAAGAAGCUGUACAAAGCCAUGGGGCAGACGGAAAAAAAGACUGCGCGCUCAAGUCUAAAGGGCAACACUGAGGACUGAUUGCACAGAUACAGACAAGCAAUCAAUGUAUUAUCUAUUUGUAAAAAGGAAUGUUUUACUUGUUUUAAAUAAACAUGGUGUCCCAUGUAACUUGAU
This is a messenger RNA of Periophthalmus magnuspinnatus, 3741 nucleotides long. It is a transcript of the gene bms1, whose product is annotated as BMS1 ribosome biogenesis factor. Gene Ontology annotation, molecular function: GTP binding; U3 snoRNA binding; GTPase activity. NCBI's taxonomy places the organism in Eukaryota, Metazoa, Chordata, Actinopteri, Gobiiformes, Gobiidae. The transcript is spliced from 22 exons. Gene Ontology annotation, biological process: maturation of SSU-rRNA from tricistronic rRNA transcript (SSU-rRNA, 5.8S rRNA, LSU-rRNA); ribosome biogenesis; endonucleolytic cleavage of tricistronic rRNA transcript (SSU-rRNA, 5.8S rRNA, LSU-rRNA). The coding region runs from base 100 to 3645 and encodes 1181 amino acids. The record is from RefSeq and is a predicted model, not a curated record. Gene Ontology annotation, cellular component: nucleus; 90S preribosome.